GAAACGCUAACGUCCCCCAAAACCCAGCAAUCCCUGAGAUAUAGGCCUUGUCGUCGUUGUCCCGCUUUCUCUCACCUCACUAAAUCGGGUACCCAAGCUGUUUUCUCGUUUUCGUUUUCAGAAAACAGGAAGAAACAGUUUGGGAAAAAGUAUUUAUCGGUAGGUAAAAUAUCACAAAACUCCCAUAAAUUUCUGGAUCUGUUCGUUCCAAAAACCUUUUUUUCUCACAAAGAUCUCUUUACAUUUCGGUACCAUCAGGUAUCUAGCGAGUUUAUCAUGAAUUUGCGUUCAGAGGUUUAUUCAAGUGAAAAUGGAGAAUCCAACGACUUAAAUGGAGAUGUUGCUGAACAAACAGGAAGUUUGAAAGGCUCAGUUGAAGUUUGCGGGCCAUCGGCUGCAUCUAUUCAUAAUUUUGGGAGUAAAUUCCAAGACGUUUUCCAAUUGAAGCAAGGAUCUUUUGUUGAUCUUCCUGCUGCAAAGAUUUCAGAAUUGAUGAAACUAAACGGUUUAGAGAACGCCUCUACUCAAUCACUUUUUAGUGUUGUUAACAAGAUUCUGGAUGAAAGCAUCGAGAGAAAGAAUGCGGAUAUACCUCAGCUUGUGGCAUCUUUGUUAAAAUUAGUUUUGCAAGAAGUUGAGCAGCGGGUUUCAAGGCUAGCUGAAGAUAUGAAAAAGCAAAACAGUCUUUACAAGUCUCGUGAAGAGAAGUAUCAGUCAAAAAUAAGAGUCCUUGAGACCCUUGCAAUAGGAACUGCAGAGCACAAUGAGGUUGUUAUGAACCAGCUUCAUCAGAUAAAGAUUGAGAAGACCAAAACUGAGGAGAAGAAAAAGCUUGAGGAGCAAUAUGUAAUUAGACUGAUGAGAGAGAAGGAUCACAGUGAUAGUCAGAUUUCAGCACUUACGCAAGAGAUGGAAUCAGCCAAAAGGGCAUAUGAAAAGCGUUGCUUGCAAUUGGAAACAAAGGCUAAGGAGACUGAAGUUGAUUUAGAGAAGAAGAUCGUGGAACUUGAGUGCAUUCUGAAUGAUUCAAGGAAGAAGGUUGCAGAACUAGAGGCAUUUUCAAAAUCCAAAUCUAUGAGAUGGAAAAGAAAAGAACUUGGCUACAAAAGCUUUUUAGACUUUCAGUUUGGAUCUCUGCAGGACUUAAGGAUGACUUCUGAGUCCGUGAAGCAGCAGGUUCUGAACACGAAAAGGAUCUAUUGUGAAGAGUUUAAUACCUUUGCGUUGAAGCUUAAAGGACUUGUAGAUGCUGCACAGAAUUACCACACUGUCCUUGAGGAAAAUAGGAAAUUGUACAAUGAGGUUCAGGAUUUGAAAGGUAAUAUUAGAGUUUACUGUCGAAUAAGGCCUUUCCUUUCGGGACAAAGCAAAAAGCAGACGAGUAUAGAGUAUAUUGGUGAGAAUGGGGAACUGGUUGUUUCAAAUCCCCUAAAACAAGGAAAAGACAGUCAUCGACUCUUCAAAUUCAAUAAGAUCUUCGGUCCUGCAGCCACUCAAGAGGAGGUAUUUCUGGACACUCGACCACUAAUUCGCUCUGUUCUUGAUGGAUACAAUGUUUGCAUCUUUGCCUAUGGUCAAACUGGUUCUGGAAAAACUUACACUAUGACUGGGCCUAAUAUAUCUUCUGAAGUGGAUUGGGGAGUAAACUACCGAGCUCUGAAUGACCUUUUCCAUCUCUCUCAGAGCAGAAAAAAUUCUAUUGCUUAUGAAGUGGGUGUUCAAAUGGUUGAAAUAUAUAAUGAACAAAUGAUUGUUUCCUUUGACUUGCACACACUUGGGAUUUGGAAUAUUGCUCAACCAAAUGGGUUAGCUGUCCCUGAUGCUAGUAUGCAUCCUGUUCAAUCAACCACAGAUGUCCUUGAAUUGAUGAGUAUUGGACUAAUGAAUAGGGCCGUUGGUGCCACCGCCCUAAAUGAAAGAAGCAGUCGGUCUCACAGUGUCCUCACUGUUCAUGUGCGAGGGACUGACUUGGAGACCAAUGCUGUCCUUCGCGGUAGUCUACAUUUGGUAGAUCUUGCUGGCAGUGAAAGAGUAGAUCGCUCUGAAGCAAAAGGGGAUAGACUGCGGGAAGCACAACAUAUAAACAAGUCUCUUUCCGCUCUGGGAGAUGUUAUAUUUGCUUUGGCGCAAAAGAGUCAUCAUGUGCCAUAUAGAAAUAGCAAACUAACUCAAGUUCUUCAAAGCUCUCUGGGGGGCCAAGCAAAGACUCUUAUGUUUGUACAACUCAAUCCUGAUGUAGAGUCCUACUCUGAAACUGUAAGUACCUUGAAGUUUGCUGAGAGGGUUUCUGGUGUUGAGUUAGGUGCCGCACGAAGCAACAAAGAGGGAAGGGGAGUCAGGGAACUUAUGGACCAGGUGGCAUUUCUGAAAGAGACAAUUUUAAAGAAAGAUGAGGAGAUUGGACGAUUGCGGAUGAAUAAAGCUAAUGUAGUUGGUGAGAGGUGUGGUAUUGGCUCGCCAAGGUAUGGGUCUUCCUCUCCUAGAAGACACUCUAUUGGGGCUCCACGGCAGCGCCGUUCACCGUCAGGAGGCAAAAGUUCAGGACUUAUUGAGAAAGCAACUUCUGAUUUGGACAGCUCAGAGUACAGUGAUAAGCAUUCUGAAGCUGGUUCCCAGCAGUCGGUGGAUGACUUUAGACAUCACAAGGAAUUUUUUCACCAGUCAAGGCUUGUUGUAGCAGAUGGUGAUCAAAAUUUAACUGAAGACAUUGAGUCAAGGCCUGUGGUAGCACUUGGAGGUCAACAUCUUGCGGAAGAUGUUGAGCUCCUGGGACUGGGAGAUGCAGAUUCCGAAGAGAGAUUAAGCGACAUAUCUGAUGGUGUUCUUUCAAUGGGAACAGAAACUGAUGGCUCAAUGAAUAGUAUUGUGGAGUUCACUCUUUUCCCUGAAACUGCAAAGCCACCAGCAGAAAACAUAGAGAAGCCCAAGGUGCCAGCUAAACUUCCGAGACCCCCACAAAAGCAGGCGCAAAUUGGAACUUCUCAGUUGUCACUGACCAAGGGCUCAUCGAAAUUUUCAAGUUCCAAAAAGACCACUGCUGGCAGUUCCUCUGCUAUUAAGCCCACCAAGCGACGACAGUAAACAAGCAAUUUCAGAGGCAACGCAGUUUCGCAACCCUUGUUUGUAAAUUGGACUGACAUUCUUCAUAAAAUAUUCUUGUAUCCUAAGAG
This is a messenger RNA of Ilex paraguariensis (yerba mate), 3170 nucleotides long. The record is from the annotation of a GenBank genome assembly. NCBI's taxonomy places the organism in Eukaryota, Viridiplantae, Streptophyta, Magnoliopsida, Aquifoliales, Aquifoliaceae.